AAGUAAUUCAGUAGUCGCCGUGCGACGUUCGUCGUCACUUGUUGUUUCUCAUUGAUCUAUCAAUUGCCAACAUCUUCGCUAUCUUCUUUUUACCAAAAGUGCGAAAGAAUCACGAUCGUGUGUGCGACGUUUGACAGCAAUACGUUAAUCAAAUAAACACGUGAUUCAAAAUGUACUCCAUCCUAUCCGUCAGUUUGCUGUACGCUUUAAUAACAUUGACUUACUGCCAAGGACCAUGUCAAAAUCCGCAAGGCCAGCCUGGCGCGUGCAUCAAUAUCAGGACAUGUCCGCAGUUACUCAAUCUUCUACAAACAAACUCUCAAAACCCAGCAGUAGGUAAUUUUCUGCGCUCUUCCGUUUGCGGCUUCGAAGGUAGAGAUCCUAUGGUUUGCUGUCCAUUCGGCACAAACGAUGGAAAUACAGGAAAUACGGGUAACGACUUGGAUGCUGAUCGAGAUCGUGUUACGAAUACUGCGUAUGGUCCUUUGUAUCCGCCGGAAUGCGGAUAUAGUAAUCUCACGCUACGCAGAGUCGUUGGUGGCGAACCAGCAACGUUAGGUGCUUGGCCUUGGAUCACCGCUCUCGGAUACAGAAACUCGAGAAAUCCUAACGUUCCGCGAUGGCUUUGCGGCGGUGCUCUCAUUUCUAGUCGUCACGUACUUACCGCCGCACACUGCGUACACGGACGACAAGAUUUGUACAAAGUGCGUAUUGGCGAUUUGGAUCUUAACAACGACUUCGACGGAGCAACUCCGUUUGAGGACUUUAUCGAAAGGAUAACUAUACAUCCCGCUUACAAUCCCACGUCCUACACGAACGAUGUAGCAGUCUUGAAAACGGUUCGAGAGGUGCCUUUUACAUCAAUUCUUCAUCCCAUUUGUCUUCCCGUGGACGAUUUUAAUAGAAACAGAAUUUUAGAUAAUUCAUAUCCUUUUAUUGCUGGAUGGGGAUCCGUUUAUUUCCAUGGACCUUCAAGCAGCCAGCUCUUGCAAACACAAAUUCCUGUACGUACAGAACAAGAAUGCAAAGCAGCCUUUCGGGACUUUAAGACUACUAUAAUAGAUAACCGCGUUGUGUGCGCUGGGUACGCCCGAGGUGGAAAAGACGCUUGCCAGGGUGACAGUGGUGGACCUUUGAUGUCUCCCAAUCCUAAAGAUACCAAAGUGUAUUAUAUUAUUGGAGUAGUUUCGUAUGGCUACAGAUGCGCUGAACCAGGUUUUCCAGGUGUAUAUUCGAGGGUCACAAGUUUCCUCGAUUUUAUCACGAGCCAAUUGGUAUAAAUCUUUCGUGAGAACCUUUCAGCUUUCAAUUUUUCAUAUAGAUCACAAAAACUGCCAUAUCUUACAAAAUACACUGCUAUAUAAUAAAAACCAUAUUGCAAUUUUUAUCUUCGUCCUACGAAUAAAUAUAUUACUCAC
This is a messenger RNA of Linepithema humile (Argentine ant), 1418 nucleotides long. RefSeq names its product venom protease-like. NCBI's taxonomy places the organism in Eukaryota, Metazoa, Arthropoda, Insecta, Hymenoptera, Formicidae. The record is from RefSeq and is a predicted model, not a curated record. Gene Ontology annotation, biological process: proteolysis. Gene Ontology annotation, molecular function: serine-type endopeptidase activity.